AGUCCGACACUCCGACAGGGGCACAAAAGUUAUAAAACUUUGACAGUUACAGUAAAAAUUAAAAGAAAAAGGCAACAAAAAGGUUUCAAAAACUUCUCAAGAUGUGUAAAAGUAAACUCUUAUGAAUCAUUUGCAAUUCUUGAUUGUAAAUUAACAGGAACAUUGAAUCAACACAGAGAAAAAAAUGUAUUCAUCACCAAGAACUCCAAAUUCGAGUUUAAGUGCCGAACUCAGGGAUGUUAUCAAUAAACGAAAUAUUUUAACAACAAGAACACGAAUGAAGGUUCUCAGUGCCCUCGACGAAAUGCAAAAUCAAACAAUAAAUCGAAAACGUGAGAGUCUCCGUUCACAGGCAAUACAAGAAAUUCUCACAUCAGAGGUAAAAUAUUUACGUAAUUUAGAAAUAAUAAUGGAAUAUUUCAUGCAUCCAAUUUAUCAAAGACAAUUACUGUCUUAUUCAUCAUAUACAACAUUAUUUGAAAAUAUUGAAACAUUAUACAACGUGAAUGCCGAAUUAUUAAAGGAAUUAAAGCAAGAUCCCGAGAAUGUUGCCUCGGCAUUUUGUAAAUUAGCACCAUUCUUCAAAUUAUACUCUGUUUACGCUUAUAAUUACAAAAGAGCAUUAGAAUUACUUCAGGAAAUACAGGAGACAGAUGUUAAGACUUCGGAAUUUAUUGCCAGUCAAGAAACAAGACCCGAAGUUGCAAAUAAAUUAUCAUCACUUUUAAUAACACCAAUUCAACGUGUACCACGUUAUAAACUACUUUUGAAAGAAGUUCUCCGACACACGGCACCAAAGGAGAAAAAUUACAACAUUCUUCAAGCAUCGUUGGCACAAAUUGAAAAUGUCGCAUCACAUAUUAAUUCCCUAGUCGAGGAAUACGAGGAUACGCAAAAAUUACUCGAAUUACAAAAACACAUCACCGGCUCGGUAAAUUUAGUAAAACCGGGAAGAAAGCUAAUAAGACAAGGACCAUUGAUGAAAGUAUCGAAAAAGGGGAAUUCAUCAUUUAAACGACAUUUUGUUCUUCUCAGCGAUACUUUAUUGUAUUGUAAAGGCGAUCCCGAAGCAACGCUAACAGUCUGUUGUCUCCUACCACUAAAUAAAUGUAAAGUCGAACGUGUAUUAAGUAAUGGACUAUUUCGCAUUGUCUGCAUGCAAGAGACAUUAUUUUUAUAUUCAGAAAAUGGUGACAGUGAAGCGUGGAUAAUAUCAUUGCAGGAAUCGGUUAAAAAAUAUCUCGAUUGUCGACAAACAUUAAGAAAGGACAGCAGUUCCCGUAUACCGUUACGUGAUAAAAAUCAAUUUCCCUCCGAGAAUAUAUUCACCAGACGUUAUAAACGUAAACGAACAGUGGAACAAAAUAGUGAAUUAAUUGAAUCGGAAAAGAGGAAAAUAAUCUAUUUGAAUCGUGAUGAAACCGAUGCUUCAUCAGAGGGACCAUUAAAUUGUCUUUUUCCCUGUAAGAAAUUAAAAACAACAACAACAAAUACAGACGAUAUGACAAUGAACGAGAAAAUAAAAAUUUGGAUGGAGGGUUUAAAAUCAAGACAAGUGAAUAAUAAGGAAUCAAAUGAGAAUGUGAGAAAAAAUUCACUUUCAACUGUUGAGGAAAAUCAAUCGUCAACUGGUUAUUCAAAUGAGGCAUUCAACAGUCAUAUGGAUGAAGAGGAUUCUUUAAUGAUUGAAACGUCAAAAACUUUUAGUGUCAAUAGUGAGGAAAAUUUAGAGACAAAAUUUUGUGCGAAAAAAUAUAAUAUUUAUUCCGGUAGUAGUUUAACGCGUCAACAACAACAACAACAGAGACGAAGACGUAUUUUAUCAUUUACGAAAAUCAGUAAUUUUUUAACUAACAUGGGAACAUCUUUACGAAAAUUUUUUCAACGUGCCUAAUCUAUUUUUAAUUUUCUUUUACAAUUUUAAACCAUUUUUUAUAAUAUUUAUAUUUUUUUCAAUUUC
Molecule: messenger RNA, 1960 nt
Organism: Leptopilina heterotoma
Lineage: Eukaryota; Metazoa; Arthropoda; Insecta; Hymenoptera; Figitidae
Product: FYVE, RhoGEF and PH domain-containing protein 4-like
Exons: 2
Coding region: 185-1894 (569 amino acids)
Biological process (GO): intracellular signal transduction
Cellular component (GO): cytoplasm
Molecular function (GO): guanyl-nucleotide exchange factor activity
Source: RefSeq, a predicted model, not a curated record